Molecule: messenger RNA, 1317 nt
Organism: Suncus etruscus (white-toothed pygmy shrew)
Lineage: Eukaryota; Metazoa; Chordata; Mammalia; Eulipotyphla; Soricidae
Gene: XRCC3
Product: X-ray repair cross complementing 3
Exons: 7
Coding region: 117-1148 (343 amino acids)
Biological process (GO): double-strand break repair via synthesis-dependent strand annealing; telomere maintenance via recombination; t-circle formation
Cellular component (GO): Rad51C-XRCC3 complex; replication fork
Molecular function (GO): four-way junction DNA binding; ATP-dependent DNA damage sensor activity; ATP binding
Source: RefSeq, a predicted model, not a curated record
CUGCAAAUACCCCGCUCUUAGCUACGGAAACACACCCAGGGAAGUGAGCGAAGCAGGCAAGGGUAGGGUCCUAAUCCCACCAUGUCCACACAGGGCAACCCAGGGGAGCAGGAAGCAUGGACUUGGACCAGCUGGACCUGAACCCCAGGAUCAUGGCGGCUGUGAGGAAAGCCCCCGUGACAUCCCUCCGGCAGCUGCUGCAUUUCUCCGGCCCAGACCUGCAGAGGGCCACGGGCCUAACAGCUGCCGACAUACGGCUCCUGCUGCAGGCGGCUGCCUCGCACCUGCGGGGCCCCAGUGUUGUCACAGCACUGCAGCUGUACCAGCAGAAGGAGUGGUUCCCUAGUCAGCACCAGCGCCUAAGCCUCGGCUGCCCUGUGCUGGACUGGCUCGUGGGUGGCGGCCUCCCCCUGCAGGGCAUCACUGAACUGGCUGGCCGCAGCUCAACUGGGAAGACCCAGCUGGCUCUGCAGCUCUGUCUGGCUGUGCAGCUUCCACCAAGGCACGGAGGCUUGGAGGCUGGUGCUGUGUUCGUGAGCACCGAGGACGCCUUCCCCAGCCGCCGCCUGCAGCAGCUCAUAGGUCAGCAGCAGCAACUGCGCACAGACGUGCCUGCAGAUGUGCUGGGGAGGAUCCCAUUUGGAGACCGCAUCUUCGUCGAGCACGUGGCUGACGUGGACAGCCUGCUGCAGUGUGUGACCACGAAGGUGCCAGUGUUGCUUGCGAGGGGCCUGGUGCGCCUGCUAGUCAUCGACUCAGUAGCUGCCCCAUUCCGCUGCGAGUUCCCAGGGCCAGAUGCUGCACCCAGAGCUCGGCUCCUGCAGGCACUGGGGACGGCGCUGCGGCAGCUGAGCUACACCCAUGGGUGCCCCGUGCUGUGCAUUAAUCAGGUGUCAGAGGCCGUGGAUGAGCAGAAUAUAGCUGGCUCUGCAGGGAACUCGCGGGUCCUGCCUGCACUUGGAGGUGCCUGGGCCAACCAACUCCUCAUGCGGCUGAUGGCAGAUCGGCAGCGCGAGGACCAGGGGCCUGUGGCUCCUCCCAGCCGGACACUAAGGGUGGUCUUUGCCCCUCACCUGCCCCCCGCAGCCUGCAGCUACAGCAUCCUCACAGAGGGGGUGCGUGGCAUGGCAAGGCUGGGUCCCCCCUAGGCCAACAACUCCUUGCACAGCUGUCAUUGGCUCCUACCCUUGAGCCUGGGCUGCCCUGCACUGACCCAGGGAUGUGGGUACCCACGAUGCCCGACAUGGAUGGGACCCACUGCACAGACCAUGGCCACUUGGGGCCAACACCUGCAGCCACAGACCCAGCCCAGCCCCA